UUAAGCUGACCAAAAGCAAAGAAAGGACCCUUCCUCUGUCGUAAAGUCUAAACUCCAAAGAUAAAUAAAUAAAACUGCUCCCAUUGUUUAAUUUGUUUGCAUCCAUUUUGUUGUUGUCUUACAUAAGAAGAUUCAAAAUUUGUAACUUCUUCAUUCUUUGAUCCCAACUUCCAAAUCUCCUUUCUUCCCUUAACAACACAACAGUUGCUACUUUCUUGUAUUCUCCUCUGCUUGCUUGUUUUUAUCUUAUCAUGGCCGGUCGUUACGACAGUAACCCCUUCGACGAAGAACAAGUCAACCCCUUUUCUAAUUCUGGAGGUGUUGCCCCUGCCACAAAUUCAAGACCUGCACCUCUUAAUCCCGAACGUGCUGGUUACAAUUAUGGUUUUGGGCAGACAGUUGAUAUACCUCUUGAUGCAUCAACGGAUGUCAAAAAGAAGGAAAGAGAACUCCAAGCUAAGGAGGCUGAAUUAAGAAAACGAGAGCAGGAAGUAAGACGGAAAGAAGAAGCCAUUUCAAGAGCUGGAAUUGUUAUUGAAGAGAAGAAUUGGCCACCAUUUUUCCCAAUUAUCCAUCAUGAUAUCGCGAAUGAAAUUCCAGUUCACCUUCAAAGACUUCAAUAUGUUGCGUUUUUUUCGUUGUUAGGGUUAGUGUUGUGCCUUACAUGGAAUGUUGUAGCUGUCACCGCAGCUUGGAUUAAGGGAGAAGGUGUAAAAAUAUGGUUUCUUGCCAUUAUCUACUUCAUAGCAGGGGUUCCUGGAGCAUAUGUCCUGUGGUAUAAACCAUUAUAUCGUGCAUUUAGGACUGACAGUGCUAUUAAAUUUGGAUGGUUUUUUCUGUUUUACCUGCUUCACCUUGGGUUCUGUAUCUUAGCUGCUGUUGCCCCUCCUAUAGUUUUCAAAGGAAAAUCCCUGACGGGAAUUCUGUCAGCCAUAGAUGUGAUUGGUGACUAUACUAUUAUUGGGAUUUUCUACUUCAUUGGAUUUGGAUUGUUCUGUCUUGAAACAUUGAUCAGUGUCUGGGUUAUCCAGCAAGUAUAUAUGUACUUCCGUGGCGGUGGUAAGACUGCUGAGAUGAAGAGGGAAGCUGCACUGGGAGCAAUGGGGGCUGCUCUACGAUGAAGCACCUUCUGAAGGCAAUAUGAAUGUCUUGUAUUUAAAUGUGUUGUAAAUUACUUGCCAUAGAAAUUGUGUUACAAUAUUUCACCGAGAUUUUUUGUUUCUGUUUCUCUCUUCUUUAACAUGCUACCUGUUAUAUGUGGUUUGUUAAUGUAUAUUAUAAACAGAAAAUGUAGACAUUAAAGUGAUUGGUUAAAGUAUGCUACAUUUUAUUGAGUUAUAUACAUAGUUUUGUAAUUUUGUUGA
Molecule: messenger RNA, 1364 nt
Organism: Medicago truncatula (barrel medic)
Lineage: Eukaryota; Viridiplantae; Streptophyta; Magnoliopsida; Fabales; Fabaceae
Product: secretory carrier-associated membrane protein
Exons: 12
Coding region: 252-1121 (289 amino acids)
Biological process (GO): protein transport
Cellular component (GO): recycling endosome membrane; trans-Golgi network membrane
Source: RefSeq, a predicted model, not a curated record